Molecule: messenger RNA, 831 nt
Organism: Protopolystoma xenopodis
Lineage: Eukaryota; Metazoa; Platyhelminthes; Monogenea; Polystomatidea; Polystomatidae
Source: the annotation of a GenBank genome assembly
AUGCUCAGACGACAACGUCGACCCCGUCUUCAGGAUCAAAAUGAAGUCCUUUAUUAUAAGCCAUCCAGUGGUGCUGGCUAUGCGGAUUAUGAGAGUAGUGAAACUGACUCAUCUCAAUUGCUGCCUUUUCGUCAUCAUUAUCAUCCUCAUCCCGCUACUACAGAAGUACCGAGUGUAUCUGGCCGGGCUUUGGCAUAUCAGCAUCAUAAUACUGCAAUUCCAGCAGGCGAGUACGCUCCACAGCGACACUAUCCGAAGCGACGUACCAUACGAGAGCCUGUCAGCUUAAGCACCGGCACAGUUCCCUGCGUUACGGGAGGAAUGGAGGAGAGCUCAGCUCCCACAGAUAGUGCCACUUCCGCUUCUCACCUUCCUGUUAUUGGAUGUAUUCGUCGUCGUCCAAAAAUGCCGGCCUCAAAUAGUCGAAGAGGUCUUGGUUUGUUAUUGCCUAAUCCCUCUUCACUACCGCCAGGAUAUCAGGAUAUUUACGGGUUCAGUUAUUCUUCGCAGGAAGAUGAAGUAACCUGCGGUGAGGACACAGUAGAAGAAGGAGAAGCCUUGGGAGGUGUAGAAUUGAAAGCAGGAGAAGGCAACCCACAAGAAGUCGAGGAUGUAAAAGAGCCUGAAAUCAAGCCUUUUCGGAGAAGUCUUGGGCUUAUAAUGUGGCCUAAGGUAGUUUCCGGAGUUUCUCUAGGAGAUACACCUGUUAGUAACUCCGAGAACAAAAGUGAGGUGGCUACUGGCCCCGGCAGAGUUCUACAAUUCAGAUAUGACAAUGGAGCCAAUGAUGCUGAUAUUGAGGAUGAGGGUUGCAGCUUGGUGAGUGGGUGA